CCGAGCCAUGCCCGACGACGCAGUCUCCUCCUUCAUUGGCGCCAAGCGCGACGCUCUCUACGCCUGGGCUGCUGCGCAGCGGGACGCGGCAAUCUCUCACGCAAAGGCUUCGGCCGAGGCCACCGCGGCCGGCGCGCGCGAGGCUGCGGCCUCCACUGCGGGCGCGGGCGCAGACUGGGCGGUGGAGGCGACGGCGGCCCCCCGCGCGCGAGCGCUCGGCGCGGCCCGCGAAAAGUACGCCGAGUACACCGCGAUGGAGGCGCGCGCGCUCGAGGUCUUGAGCCGCGAGUCGCGACGGCUCGCGACGCAGGUGCUGGAGGCGGGCGAGGCGGCGCAGUCGAUCGCCGCUACGAGCGGUGCGGCUGCGGCGGCGCAGGCCGAAGCGUCGCUCGUCGCCGCGGCGCGGCAGGCGUCGGCGCGCGCGGCUGCCGCAAGCGACGCCUACCCCGAGGGCGUCGCGGCGGGUGCUGCGGCCGCGGUCGGCUGGUCCCUGCGCGGCCAGCUCGCGGACCAGUACGGCGCGGAGGCGGCGGCGGCGUCCGCCUCCCUCUCCGCCGCGGCGCGCGCUGCUGCGCAGGCGGCGGGGGCGCUGCCUCCCGAGCUCCCGCCACCGUGACGAGGAGGGGUCGCUCGAGCGAUUGGGCGCGAGGCUCGUCCAGGCGAGUGUGUGCUGGAGUGGGUUGGUCCGCGCCGUGGCGCGUGUGUGGUGGGUUGUGUGUGCUGUGCUGCUGCCAGUGCAGGCCAGCCGGGCAGCGCGUGUGACGGGUUUGUGCUGUUGUGAAACUGCCCGUCGCCCGUGUGCGUUCAGGGACGAGGGAGUGGCGUGGUCCACCGGAGUUUGAUUCUCAUGCUGAGGGUGCGUCUCUCUUGCACUCUGGCCCGAGAUGCGAUCGAGUCGUUGCAGAGCGCGCGAUCGGCUGGCGACGGGGUCUCCACUGCUCACCUGGUGGCGCAAAGUGAGUUUUGAAUAUAUCUCGUCUACGU
This is a messenger RNA of Emiliania huxleyi CCMP1516, 984 nucleotides long. RefSeq lists its product as hypothetical. The annotation marks the transcript as partial. The transcript has 2 exons. The record is from RefSeq and is a predicted model, not a curated record. Lineage: Eukaryota; Haptophyta; Isochrysidales; Noelaerhabdaceae.